AUGACGAACAUCGUGCAGGGGAUCAUUGAUUCAAUGGUCAUGCAUAAUCCGUUCAUGCUGCCUUUGGCACCAGUCUACAAGGCGACCGAAAACUCGCACCCGGCAGCGGUCACUAUGAUGACGGCGUGGCGCACUAUCACGGAGGCAGGUGAGCCCAGCCUGCUGGCAAUCGACACAACAAACGGCACAGCCUACUUCGCCCUGGACGUUAGCGAAGGCGACGACGCGAAGAAAACAGUCCUUCGAGGACGAGUCAAGGUUGUCGACCGGUUAAUCACCGAGCUGGAGCUGUUCAUGAACCGCAACCGAGGAGACCACGGCUUUUCCUACUCGGCCAUAGAACUUCCGGCGAACUAUGCGGAAUUGAUGUCGCCGCCAGCCAAUCGAACAAAGGCGAGUAGAGAAUACUUGUAUAAUCUGAGCGAUGCCCUUUUCUCGUCAACCAACAACCUUUCCGUUAGUGUUGAUGACGACUGUCAAUUCACCGAACUGGGCUGGAAGGUUAUUGAUACUGGUGUCUACGGAAAUGCUUCAAGUGACCCGCUCGGUUGCAGCUGGCCAGAUGAUCAUCCCACUGACGAUAAUGCACGCGUAGCCUUAGUUGUCGACGAGGAACUGGGCUUUGUCGUGACUAGCGGCAUUAUCCCAGGCAAAGUCUACCCCUACCAGAAUGUCUCCGCUUUUAUCCCGAAUCGUAUGACUUCGGCACAGGAAGCGCAGGAUGUGUGGGUAAAAGAGACGGAAGCCGAAGCUGAAAUCACAGUCGUGUCUCCUUUUGGAGCCACUGGUGACACACUCGAAGUGCUUCAGUACUACGACGGAAAGCUCCAGGCCAUGCAAAUCAAUGUUUACUUGAGUGGCCCGAAUAUGACGUCGCCCUGGCUGUGA
Molecule: messenger RNA, 888 nt
Organism: Penicillium pulvis
Lineage: Eukaryota; Fungi; Ascomycota; Eurotiomycetes; Eurotiales; Aspergillaceae
Exons: 1
Coding region: 1-888 (295 amino acids)
Source: RefSeq, a predicted model, not a curated record